AUGGAGAAAAAACGACAAGAACGAAAAGGAAAAGGAAACAAAAACAGUGAAUAUGAAUUCAUACUAGAAAUGAUAGAAAAACAUAAUGUUCUCAGUGUCAAUGACCUUUUACAUAAACAAACAGAAGAAGAGUUUGCACUCAUGUACAAAACACUGGGAACAGGAUAUAAAGACAAAAUACGAUCUAUACUGGCAUUUACAAUUAAAAAGAAACAACAAGAAAGUAAUUCUCAACCAAUAAUGAUCCAACUACAACGUGCAACAAAAGAAACACAUCAAGACAGAAAUGUGGCAUGGCUGAAAUAUCUAUUCAACAAAAACAAUAUCAAUAUCGUUGAAUUCCUCUCGUGGUUUAUAAUGAUAGCAGAUAAAAAAAUUACCAAAAUAAAUACUCUAGUAAUAGAAGGACCUACAGGAACAGGAAAAACACUAACACUUGGUGCACUACUAAAUACUCUGAACACAGGAACAAUAACAAGAGGAGGAGACACAAACCAGUUCCAUUUCCAAAACCUCCUAAAUAGAAACUUUGCACUCUUUGAAGAACCAAGAAUAAAUCACGCAACUGUGGAUGAAUACAAACUACUCCUAGAAGGUUCUACAUUUGAAAUUAAUGUGAAAAACAGUGACAUGGAACCACUAAAAAGAAUACCAAUAUUCAUAUCAACAAACAAACCAAUAGACUAUUGGGUAGCACCAGCAGACGGAGCAGCAUUACAAUCAAGAACAAAAACAUUCCAAUUCAAUAUAGAAAUAAAAGGAAUGAGCGACAGGAUGCCAGCUCACAACAGCCUCGACCCCCCACCAGGCAGGAUCACAACAGCAGACGUCUUAUAUCUCUACUACAGAAACAAACAGAAAAUAAAUGAGUUCAUUGCCGUAAGUAUUAUAUUAUAA
Molecule: messenger RNA, 897 nt
Organism: Procambarus clarkii (red swamp crayfish)
Lineage: Eukaryota; Metazoa; Arthropoda; Malacostraca; Decapoda; Cambaridae
Biological process (GO): viral genome replication
Source: RefSeq, a predicted model, not a curated record